GGAGAAUCACAAUAGACUUCUUACAUACUACGUGGUGAGCAAUAGUUGUAAAAAUUUAUAUAAAACUCUUAUACCUUCUAUUCUCAAGCUAAACUAGUAGCCAAAUCUUGCUUAAUUCGCCAUCCACAUUUGAACAUGGACAACCUUCUAUUUAAUUAUGAUCAGCCUUUUUAGAAGAGCAUCAUCCAUUUGUUGAUCAAUGGCCCCCUAUAAGAAGUACUGUACCUAGAAGGGGUUGUUAGUUACGUUGAGCAAACAUGAUGUAUGAUACUUUACUUUCAAGAAGCUUUAGCAAGCACGAACAGAAGAAGUUGAAAUAUGGAGGAUUCAUCACUUGCUUCCUCGUUGUAUUCAGCUUCUGCACCAUCUUUAAGCCUUAUUUGAGUCCUCUUCCAGUUUUGAACUUGCGGCUGUCAAUUGAACCAGGCCAGAAGUUGCUAAUUUUGAAUGACACGGACAGCUCUCAGCAAAUAAUCAGGGAAUCAGAAACUACAACCAAGAAUAUGGAAAUGGCAAGUGAUACAAGCAGCUCCAAUCAAGUAGCUACAAAUGCAGAAAAUACAAGAAAGAAUGAUGAAGGAAGCAGCUCCCAGCAAAUUAUAGUCAAGGGUGCACAAAAUUCUAUGAACAGUAAAUUAAAGGUCAACAAUGCAAACAAACCUCAGCAUCUAGCCAGUGUAGGCAUGGCAAAAGAGAAUAAAGUUGAGCCAGCAGUAUGCAAUUUGAUGGAAAGAUCAGAUUUCUGUGAGCUAAAAGGUGACAUCAGGAUUGAUGCGAACUCCUCCACUAUUUUCAUUGUCUCAUCUGGAAAUGAUAAUCUAGCAGCAACAAACACUUCAUGGAGUAUCAGGCCUUACGCACGGAAAGGUGAUGCAGCAGCAAUGAGACACACCAGGGAGUGGUCAGUGAAACAGGUAAGCAAUCACCGGAAAAUCCCCGAAUGCACCCAGAAUCACAAUGCUCUGGGAAUCAUUUUUUCUCUCGGAGGAUAUUCAGGGAAUCAUUUCCAUGCCUUCACCGACAUCAUUGUACCGUUAUUCUCAACUGCUCGACCAUUUAAUGGAGACGUGCAGUUCCUAGUUACGGACAGACAACCUUGGUGGAUUGCAAAGUUCAGGAUAUUGUUGAAGGCAUUGUCUAGAUAUGAAGUCAUUGACAUUGAUAAGAGAGAAGAAAUCCAUUGCUUCACAAGCAUUACAAUAGGUCUUAAACGUCAAUCUAACAAAGAACUGAAUAUUGAUCAGUCGAAGUCCAGAUAUUCAAUGAAAGACUUCAGGCAGUUCUUGAGAAGUUCUUACUCGUUAAGGAAGACAACAGCAAUCAAAUUCAUGAAAGGUACUGGUAGGGAGAAAAACAGAAGGCCUCGGCUUCUGAUAAUUUCAAGAAAGAGGUCACGAGCAUUCACUAAUGUUGGCGAAAUUGCUAAGAUGGCUAAAGGGUUAGGAUAUAAAGUAGUCGUGGAUGAACCUGAUGCAGAUGUAUCAAGAUCUGCACAGGUUAUGAAUUCUUGUGAUGUUGUUUUGGGAGUUCAUGGAGCUGGUUUGACUAACAUGGUUUUCCUUCCAGACAAUGCUAUCUUGAUCCAGGUAGUUCCUUUUGGGGGGGCAGAAUGGGUAUCAAAAAUUUUUUUUGAAGAGCCUUCGAAAGAUAUGAAUAUAAGGUACUUGGAAUAUAAGAUCAGUAUAGAAGAAAGUUCUUUAGUACACCAAUACCCUUCUGAUCAUGUGGUUUUAAGGGACCCAUCUGUGAUACAAAAUCAGGGUUGGGAAGCAUUUAAGUCAAUAUACUUUGAUAAGCAAAAUGUAAAGAUUGAUUUGAAUAGGUUUAGACCAACUUUAUCGAAAGCUUUAGAGCUUCUUCAGCAGUAAAUUUAGAGUUCCUUUCUCUUAGGAUAGAAAUAAGAAAAGACAACUUUUCUAUA
Ricinus communis (castor bean) is the source of this 1921-nucleotide messenger RNA. RefSeq names its product beta-1,2-xylosyltransferase XYXT1. NCBI's taxonomy places the organism in Eukaryota, Viridiplantae, Streptophyta, Magnoliopsida, Malpighiales, Euphorbiaceae. Gene Ontology annotation, molecular function: glycosyltransferase activity. The transcript is spliced from 6 exons. Bases 258 to 1868 code for a protein of 536 amino acids. The record is from RefSeq and is a predicted model, not a curated record.